This is a messenger RNA of Trichomonas vaginalis G3, 633 nucleotides long. Its product is annotated as organellar and viral DNA polymerase type B. The annotation marks the transcript as partial. The transcript has a single exon. NCBI's taxonomy places the organism in Eukaryota, Parabasalia, Trichomonadida, Trichomonadidae. The record is from RefSeq and is a predicted model, not a curated record.
GACAAACCAAAAGAAGGUGAGAGAUGGUUAAAGAAAGAUGAAGAGAAUAGGAAGAGAAAUGUGAAGUCAGGCAAUAGACUCAUUGACUUUAACAUCGAAGCUUUAGAUGAACCAAACAGAGAAUAUUUACACAAACAUUUCGGUAAGGUUUUCAUGAGACUCUUAGAGAAGAUUAAAAUAAACUCACAACAGAGAUGGAUGGUAUGUUAUAAACUUGGUGGAAAGUAUGAAUGUUCUACGUUAAACCUCAAUAAUAUUGGAACAUUACUACAUCAGCUCUUGAAGGAGAACUUUAUAUCAGAGAUAGAAGCAAAUGCCGCAGGUAUUGUUGAAAUGCACUAUGACUUCUUCUUGACAAACAUAAAGAAUCUUACUGAAAUAAAGAUGUAUGAUUUAACAGAAUAUGAAGGCUUAACGAUGUCAGAUGUAAAGAAAGGCAAACCAAAAAAGAGACCAUAUAGAGAUGAAAGCACACUGACAAAUGACCAGAAAGCCAUUUUGGAAGCUCUUAAGCAAACAGGAAACCCAGCACUUAUAGAAAGCUUUUGGAAAGAUAAUGGUGAAAAGAAGUUUUAUAAGAAGAGAAGCGGUCAGUUCUGGAAGUAUCUUUGCACAUUACCUAUAAAUCUUGAA